Messenger RNA from Aspergillus puulaauensis, 1059 nucleotides. RefSeq lists its product as uncharacterized. Bases 1 to 1059 code for a protein of 352 amino acids. The record is from RefSeq and is a predicted model, not a curated record. The transcript has 2 exons. Lineage: Eukaryota; Fungi; Ascomycota; Eurotiomycetes; Eurotiales; Aspergillaceae.
AUGGACUUCUGGAAAAGGGAAGACGCCGAGUGUGAGCUGGUGGGAGAGGCGAUGAGUCCCUUGGUCGGCAAUGGGAUCCUUGUAGGAUUCGUCGGCCAAGCAGCCCUAUCCCUCGGCCUCUCAGCAUGGGUAUUCUUCCUAACAACCCACGGCAACAUCGACAUCACACACCCAGAAGGCACUCCCAAGCGCGAGAUCGAACACAAACGGCUGGACUUCGUUUCGAAUAUCCUCAUGAUCGGAUCGGACAUCCAAACAACUCUCGGCAUAGCAUACAUGGUCACCGUGUUCAGCCAGGCCAUGAUCAUGGAUACAUACCACCUGCACGUCGUCUUCGACAUUGUCAGUUUCGUCGGGGUCUCCAACACAGCAGCCCUCGUCUGUUGGAGAUUCUGCCGUGCGAAGAUCGAAGGAUCAAACACGAAUACAAACUGGAGGUUCUAUUGGAAUGAUCGGUCUCGAGCUGCAUUCCUGUUCACAGCCUUGUAUAUCGCCCUUACUGUUCUCCUCUGUGUCCGCCUCCACGAAUGGGCUCCCGAUACAGCGCCUGGUCGGUGCUACUACACACAUCUCGUAACCAGCGUCACGGCCUCGCACCCUGGAGCUGAUGAGACGUACGUCGGGAUAACCGCCAGCUGGCUCGUCGUUGUCCUGAUAUUGAGUAUAUUCGGCGGUGUCAGCCGGAGACGCGGGAUCCUGAUUCUGUCCUAUCUCCAGUUCCCGCUGCAUCUGUACAUGACGCUUGCACUGAGGAUAGCGAACGAAGGUAGAUUCGAGGGAGAGAAGAAGCACGAGAAUGAGUGGGAUUUUGGGCAGACGACGGCGGUUGUUCUUCUUGGGAUUGCGGUUGUGGAGUUUCUGAAGAAGGGGAAGGAGUAUUAUGAUUUUGAGACGUAUGUCAUGAAGCAUGGAACAGUUCCGGACUCUGGGGGUCAUGAUGGAUCGCAGUCGUGGGAGCAGUCGAGGGAUGAGGAGGCGAAUGUCGACAGUUAUCUUCUGAAGAUGCGAUCUGGGGAUGAGCAGAGUCCUGAGGGGCAUCCAACGCUUGAGGGGCGUUAA